Messenger RNA from Talaromyces stipitatus ATCC 10500, 1852 nucleotides. RefSeq names its product RING finger protein. Gene Ontology annotation, cellular component: cytoplasm; ubiquitin ligase complex. Bases 314 to 1852 code for a protein of 512 amino acids. The record is from RefSeq and is a predicted model, not a curated record. Gene Ontology annotation, biological process: positive regulation of proteasomal ubiquitin-dependent protein catabolic process; ubiquitin-dependent protein catabolic process; protein polyubiquitination. Gene Ontology annotation, molecular function: ubiquitin conjugating enzyme binding; zinc ion binding; ubiquitin protein ligase activity. NCBI's taxonomy places the organism in Eukaryota, Fungi, Ascomycota, Eurotiomycetes, Eurotiales, Trichocomaceae. The transcript is spliced from 4 exons.
GGCAGUCGAGGAGGCGGCGGCGACAGUGACAAAUUCUCGUUCGAAAAAGGGCGAUCUCGACCGCGAGUGUAUAUCCAAGGCUACUAGAUCGGGAUCCGGGUCAGGGCUGGGCCCAGGAUCAGGAUCAGGCCCAAACAAGUCGCUGCGGCUGGAACGAAGUGUCUCCCCUCACCAAGCAGUAGAAGAAGAGCAACAACAAUCAUCGCAGACGUCGUCUAGGAGUAGCAAGCAAAGCAACGACGAUAAAGAGUUUUCCCUCUUGCUUAAGAAAAAGGUGUCCACUUUGGUGACUCCCACUGCAACAACGCGGAGCAUGGAUUCGGACGAUGAGUUUAUGACCGAUGUUUCCAGUCGAGAAGAGGAUUUCCUGGAUACGCAGGAUAGCGAAGAUGAGAGUUUAGGUGAAGACUUCGGUGACGAUUUUGACGCCGGCUUUUCUUACGACAAAGAUCUUGUACAAAAGACUAAGAAACCUUACGAAGUCGACUUCAAAGUUCUCAGUCCUGGCGACAUUGAUCGUGAACAAAACUCUCAGAUCGCGGAAGUCUCGUCGAUUCUUGGGCUACCUCCCGAGUCUGCAGGAAUUUUGCUCCGGUUCGCGCGAUGGAAUAGGGAAAAGUUGAUAGAGUCUUAUAUGGACCGGUCAGAGGAGAUUCUAGAAGAGGCGGGACUGGGGCAUAGCUUCGAGGCAAAUCCCAGGACAGAGGUUGUCCCUGGCUUCAUGUGCUCGAUCUGCUGCGAGGAUGGUGACGAUUUGGAGACGUACGCUAUGCGAUGUGGCCAUCGGUUUUGUGUGGAUUGCUUUAGACACUACCUUUCGCAGAAAAUCAAGGAGGAAGGUGAGGCGGCGAGAAUUCAAUGUCCUCAGGAUAACUGUCAUCGGAUCGUUGAUUCCAAGUCGCUCAACUUACUCGUAACGGAUGAACUUAAGGAUAGAUAUAAAACGUUGCUUACUCGAACAUAUGUCGAUGAUAAAGACAAUCUGAAAUGGUGUCCCGCUCCGAACUGUGAAUUCGCCGUAGAAUGCGGAGUCAAGGCUAGAGAUCUUAACAAGAUUGUGCCCACGGUACACUGCGCAUGCAAGCACAGUUUCUGCUUUGGAUGCGGUUUGAACGAUCAUCAACCGCCUCCCUGCUCGUUGGUCAAGAUGUGGUUGAAGAAGUGCGAGGACGAUUCCGAGACGGCAAACUGGAUCUCGGCCAACACGAAGGAAUGUCCCAAAUGUUUGUCUACGAUUGAAAAGAACGGCGGAUGCAAUCACAUGACGUGCCGCAAGUGCAAACAUGAGUUUUGCUGGAUGUGCAUGGGACUUUGGUCUGAGCACGGAACCAGUUGGUAUAACUGCAAUCGAUACACGGAAAAGUCUGGCUCGGAUGCUCGGGAUGCUCAAGCGCGGUCUCGUGCAUCACUUGAACGAUAUCUACAUUACUACAACCGAUACGCCAACCACGAGCAGUCGGCCAAACUGGACAAGGACUUGUACCUCAAGACUGAGAAGAAGAUGACCAGUCUACAGUCUCAGUCGGGUAUGUCGUGGAUCGAAGUUCAGUUCCUAGACACGGCUUCUCAAGCAUUACAGCAGUGUCGUCAGACACUCAAAUGGACAUAUGCAUUUGCCUAUUACCUGGCGCGCAACAAUCUAACGGAGAUCUUUGAAGAUAACCAAAAGGAUCUGGAGAUGGCGGUGGAGAGUUUGAGUGAGAUGUUUGAGAAACCGAUUGCAGAACUGGCGGAACUCAAGGUGGAUAUUCUUGACAAAACGGCAUACUGCAAUAAGCGCCGAGUUAUCUUGUUGAGCGAUACAGCAGAGAAUUUGAAACAAAAUGAAUGGAAGUUCAACGUGGAAUUAUGA